Messenger RNA from Oncorhynchus kisutch (coho salmon), 2789 nucleotides. Its product is annotated as tetraspanin-9. Gene Ontology annotation, cellular component: plasma membrane. The coding region runs from base 1326 to 2153 and encodes 275 amino acids. The transcript has 8 exons. The record is from RefSeq and is a predicted model, not a curated record. NCBI's taxonomy places the organism in Eukaryota, Metazoa, Chordata, Actinopteri, Salmoniformes, Salmonidae.
CGCCUCCAGACCAGUUUCCGCCCUUCUGAGAGAAAAUACUCCGCCUGCGAUUCAUCGACGACAGCAGGAAAGUUUAAAUAUAGCCUACAAAAAGAAUACAAUCGGAUUUAUUAACUUCUGCAUUAACGCGAAUUCUACGCUGGAAAACCGGAUAGAGGUCGGUCGCAGUAGUCAGGAGAUGGUUGAAAUGAGGAUGAGCUGAACUCGAGCUGGCACAGUUACGGUCCCUCCGCUGAAGGCUCGAAGAAACCAUCUAAUUCCUUAUCUAAGUGGUAAAAUUAUUACGAGAACAGUUUACAUGUUCAAAUAGUAUCUAUUGUCAUGCCUCAACACGACCCCAAGAGGGCAUCCCUUUCCCAUGAAAUAAGUGACUAAAUCAAAACAUUGUUCAUUAUGUUCUUUAGUUUUUCAAAUGCAUUUUCUGUUAUUUCUGCGGGGCUACCUGGAGGUUUUGGCAUUGUGCUCGUAUAUACGACGUUCCCAAACACUUCUAUAUCAGGAGUGAACUGGAUAGCCUACAUAAUUAUGAAAACGUUGCUUUAGUCCAUAGGACUCGUCACGUUCAAUCUUGAGCAAACUCUGCCCUCGUGGUUCCGCUGAUGAAUUACAGCGGAGUAUAUUUUCACUGGUACAUGUGAAGCAGAUGGAUAGGAGCUACCCCUCUUUAUGUAUAUUCACCUGGGGAAAUGUAGCCCGUAGUCUGUUGUAAUCUCUCAAAAGAUCAACCAAUUUUUUGGGGAGCAAAAAACUUGACAUUUUAAUAGAUGGGUUAGCUGGACAUGAACAAUGUGCAUGAUUCUAUGGGGGCAGAAGUCAGCGUCUUGUGGUUCUGGAUGACCAGAUUGCUCGCCAGAAUGAGAAGUGCCAUGUAGGGAAUCGUAAGUGGCUCAUUUUCUUGAUACCAUGUCUUGUUUUGACAGAUUUCAUGUCAAUGCUAUGGCCCAAAUUCGCACGCUAACCAACAACUUUAACGAUGUAUUUGAUAGACAAUUGCUCAUUGUGCACAUGUAUUUCUGUUUUUAAUAAACAUUGAAUUCGAAAUACAGUUUACAUGUUGUCAGCAAUGUAAAGCCAAACCCGUGUGUUUUGCCCUAUAGUUGUGUAAGCGUUGAUUUUGUUGCUAAACAACCAACCAUUCUCUACCUGCGAGUUUUGAUUUGUUUACUUACGCUGCACUGGUGGUUUCUUGAGGAAUUACAAGUUUCGCAAGUGAGGUGAGUGCAGUAUUACUAUUUACUAGUGCCUAUGGAAAUACACUCCGUUGUAACGACUAAAAGGAAACAAGUUUGAACAAUGUUUGAAGUCAUCGAGAUAUUCAGUCACAUAUGAAUUGUAGUCGAUUGCUGAUCAUUUGCAAGGGAGAAACGUACAAAUUAUUCAAGUUUUGCAUAAUAAACCCUGCCGUUUUAUUUGCAGAUUGUCACAGCUUCACCAUGGCUCGCGGCUGCCUCUGCUGUGUCAAAUACAUGUUGUUCCUCUUCAACCUGCUCUUCUGGUUGGGGGGCUGUGGUUUGUUGGGUGUGGGGGUGUGGUUGUCUGUGUCUCAGGGCAGCUUUGCCACCCUAUCACCAUCCUUCCCCUCCAUCUCUGCUGCCAACCUCAUCAUCACCCUGGGUGCUGUCAUCAUGGUUACAGGCUUCCUGGGUUGCCUGGGUGCCAUCAAGGAGAACAAGUGUUUGCUGCUGAGUUUUUUCAUCACGUUGUUGGUUAUUCUGUUGGCGGAGCUGAUCCUUCUCAUCCUGUUCUUCGUAUACACAGGCAAUGUGAGUGAUAACGCCAGACAGGACCUGCAAGAGGGACUUGCUCUGUACAGCACCAACAACAACGCUGGCCUCCGCAACGCCUGGAACAUCAUACAGACAGAGUGGCAUUGUUGUGGGGUGAAUGGGUACACAGACUGGCACACUGCCCUGCAGGAGAAGGUGGUUCCUGACCACUGCUGUCAGGAUAUCUACCAGGACUGUGGGCGCAAUGCCACCAACCAGUUCUGGACACGGGGUUGCUAUGAGAAGGUGGAGGAGUGGCUGGAUGACAAUAAACACCUGCUGGGAACCAUCGCCAUGUGUGUUCUGGUCAUACAGCUCCUGGGUAUGGCCUUCUCCAUGACUUUGUACCAGCAGAUCCACCGAUCCGGGAAGAAGUACGAAGCUUAGAACACACACACAGAGUUUGAGGCCCAUUACUUUUAUAUAAAAUUAUACUCUAAAAAGGCACAAACUUGCACACACACAAGCCACAAAACUACUUAUUUUAGUGUUUAUAUUUACACACCCAUGUAUAAUUUUGUGCACAAAGGCAAUUUUUAUGUUUUUUGAGGAUCAUCUUUAUCAUUAUAAUGUUCUUGGCCGGGAUUGAAUCGCAGUCUGAUUGAAUCGCAGUCUGAUAGAAUCGCAGUCUGAUAGAAUCGCAGUCUGAUAGAAUCGCAGUCUGAUAGAAUCGCAGUCUGAUUGAAUCCCAGUCUGAUUGAAUCCCAGUCUGAUUGAAUCCCUGUCUGAUUGAAUCCCAGUCUGAUUGAAUCCCAGUCUGAUUGAAUCCCAGCCCUAGUUCAGUUAUGGUGGGACUAAGGGUGGGUGAGGAAGGCGGGUUGGAUUGUGUGUAUGUGGGUGUAGGGACAUCCCUCGGUCAUCCAGAAUAGAAUGAAUGUCUUGAACACAAAAAAGAGUAGAGGGACAGAGGUUUGGUUUCAUGCCUUAGAAAUCCUUAAACGGAUUAGUUAUAUUGUAUGGAUGCAUUAUUGGAAAACCAGUUACUGAGAUGUGUUCAAUAAAAGUUAAGCUUAUUCUGUCAAA